UAUCACUGCGGCCCUUCAGACGCGCCUAAGAUCCCUCAACACUAACUAGACAGCUGUCAUCUUUCUGAGCUGCGCUCCAGUCUUCACUGCGCUUCGCACCGACAGCAGCUGAGAGCCGAGCUCUGGGUCUGAGUCUGGGUCUGGGUCUGUUGUUCUUUCUUUAUUUUGUUCCUUCUUCUUCUCCCUGAAGCAGCUUUCCUGCGUAGCUCGCUGUCUCUGUUGUAUUUACCGAUGUCUCACCCCGUCGUGAAUUCAGACGUGAAGAGCGCCUUGGAUAACAGUCCGGAGACUGAUAUCAGGGAUGAAGCGCAACAAGCGCCUCCGCCAAAGAACUACCUCCUUCUCACCAUCUUUACGUGCUUCUGUCCGGCCUACCCGGUCAACAUCGUCGCCUUGGUUUUCUCUGUAAUGUCCAUAAGCAGUUUUAACCAAGGAGACCGGGAGGGUGCUGAACGGCUGGGUCGGAAUGCCAAGUGGGUUGCCGUGGCGUCGGUGAUUAUCGGACUCCUAGUCAUUGCCAUCUACUGCACGGUUCACUUCACAACGCUGCUCAGUUAGGAAGCUGCCAGGCUGUCCUCAGGCAGACACACAGCUCGUUCAGUAGCCAGCCCUGGGGCCCAUGUGAACGCAUCGCUCUGCCUUGUUUUCUACCUGUCGAGCGGCUGUGUCGCCUCCUAGAGGGGGUCUGAGGAAGUCUGGAGAGACCCGAGUCAUUCUUGUGCCCAGACACAGCCAGCAACAUGAACAAUCGCCCCUCCGAGAUCUGAGCGCCAGAGGAUCCCCCUACUGAAGGACAUCUGUCUUACAAGGAGAUUUUAUUUCUGUAUUUGUUUUGUUUUUUUAAAAGGAUUUAUCUGAAGACAGAGUGACUAUGAACAUGGCAAUAGCAGUGAUUCUGUCUUUUCUUUAUUUUUUUUAAUACAAACCAGACUUUUAUCAUACACACAUGAGAAAUCAGAUAUACAGUACAUUCAGAAUGGAGUGAGUACCAUGAUCAUUGUGAGGUGGGUCAGUAUUGUAGUAAUAUGUUUACCAAGGAAGUGCUGGGCUGGAAGUGCCUGAGGGCUUUUAAAAUGAAAAAGGGCUCGAUUUGAUCAAGCUAUCCACAGCUGGAGCUUAUUAGAGUAUAUUACAGAACUGGGGAGUUAGAGCAUAUUACAGAACUGGAGAGUUAGAGCAUAUUACAGAACUGGGGAGUUAGAGCAUAUUACAGAACUGGGGAGUUAGAGCAUAUUACAGAACUGGAGAGUUAGAGUAUAUUACAGCACUGAGGAGUUAGAGUAUAUUACAGAACUGGGGAGUUAGAGUAUAUUACAGAACUGGAGAGUUAGAGCAUAUUACAGAACUGGGGAGUUAGAGCAUAUUACAGCACUGGAGAGUUAGAGCAUAUUACAGAACUGGGGAGUUAGAGCAUAUUACAGAACUGAGGAGCUAGCCUGGAUUGCAUCAACGACCUAUUCUAAGUGGCAAACCCAGGGUUAACCAUGGAUUGGUGGUUGAUCCAAUCUCAUGGGAUACCCCAGAGAACGCUGUAAUAUCAUCCAGCUGUGGGCUGUCCCGGAGGAGCACAGGUUAAUCAAAUCAACCCCUUAGUCUUACGCAAUGCUCUUGUAAGUGGGUCCCUGUCGGUCUUCCAUUAAAGUACAUUUGAUAGCAAAGAGGAUCGUAAUGCUGUAAUAAUCCCUCUGCUGCUUUGUAAGAUACAUGCAUAGUAUAUAAAUAUAAAACUACUUCUAAAUGGUAUGAUUGGAUUUCUGCAUUUCAUUUGUACAAUGUGUGAAAUUGUAUUGUGACACUGUGGGCCAUAUUUUCAGAGCGUUUACUCCAGUCUUGACUGAAGUCCUAUUUUUUUUAAAGCAGUUGUAAAACGCCUCUUCAUUUUACACAACUAGAACCACACAACUAAGUGAAACCCUGCAACCCGAGCCCUCUUAAGCGCUCUCAGGGUGUUUUGGGUCUCAUGUUGUAACAUUAACAUGAUAUUUUCACCUUUAAAAAAAUAGGAGUUAAUGAAAGAAUGAAGGAAAGGCUUUUAAAACAGGGCCCUGUAGCCCCGUACAUACAUUCUGGAUACAUGUAUGUAAAGUAUUCCGUGCUGAUAUCUAUAUAUUGUGUGUGUGUGUAUAUAUAUAUAUACAGUAUUUAUUUGUUAAUUUAGUUCAUUUGGGUUAUCUGAUAUAAAAAGGUGCUUUAACAAUGCUUAAAUGUAUUUCACAGAUUAUUAUAAUGAACAAUAAAAAAAAAAUGUGUUGAAAA
Molecule: messenger RNA, 2256 nt
Organism: Acipenser ruthenus (sterlet)
Lineage: Eukaryota; Metazoa; Chordata; Actinopteri; Acipenseriformes; Acipenseridae
Product: transmembrane protein 233-like
Exons: 3
Coding region: 232-558 (108 amino acids)
Cellular component (GO): membrane
Source: RefSeq, a predicted model, not a curated record